Molecule: messenger RNA, 2100 nt
Organism: Dendrobium catenatum
Lineage: Eukaryota; Viridiplantae; Streptophyta; Magnoliopsida; Asparagales; Orchidaceae
Product: protein DGS1, mitochondrial
Exons: 14
Coding region: 61-1866 (601 amino acids)
Cellular component (GO): mitochondrial outer membrane
Source: RefSeq, a predicted model, not a curated record
UGUCUCAUUUGCUUCGCUCGCCGCUCACUUGAUCAGUCAAGUGCUAUACCGGGCGCAGUCAUGGCGUCCUCACAGUCGGAAAACCCCAACACCGAGGGGGACAGCGCGAAGGCCCUCAUCUAUUCCUAUUCAAAUCGGACCUGGAGGGCUUUCCUUGACCUUCUUCCCUCUCGUGAUUUGAGUCUCCUCGCAAAAAUCUCAAAUCUCUACCCACAGGGCCUCACUGCUGGCUUUCGGAAGCGGCGAUCUGGUCUCCCUCUCCUGCUUUACCCCAACGCACUCCACUCUUCGCCGGUUGCAGCAGAAGCAUCCAGAAUAUUUGUCAUAUUAGAAGAUAUAAGGGCGCAUACUUUGUCAAAUUUACACAAAAUACAUAAAAGUUUGGCAUUCUGGCAAGCUCGGGCAGUGGAAACAGACUAUCAAAAGGUGUGGUUCAUGGUUUUCAACAGAGGACCACGAGCCUUUAUUUAUGAAUCAUUUCAGAUUAUAAGAAAACUCGCCACAUAUGGGCAUCCAUUUCAGUCUAUCACCCACUCUGCCGUUGAUACAAUAUCUCUUAAAAUUGCCAUAUUAACAACUCUACAACGUUGCUUGGCUACAUUCCUCGCUCAGGUUUAUUUAGAGGUCAACAAAUUUGGUGAAUUGUUAAUUGCGGAUCCAGAUAAGUCAUUACUGCCGUUAUUGGCGGCCAUUGAUAACCUUUUCUGCAAGUUGGAAGCAUCCAUUAGUCAUCCUAGCGAAAUAUACAAUUUGAACAAUGAUUCACUUUCUAUGGGAAGCGGCAACUCCUGUGCACUUCUUUUUGAGAAACUUCCAAACAUGGAGCAUGUAGAAACACAUUGGACCGAUACUGAAAUAAGGGAUUCCACUAGUUUGAUUCAUCAAAAUCUUCAACGACUUGAUUCCUAUCUAUCAUUCAUGCUUUCCAGUUGUCAAAAACCGAACAGAAUGACCUUAUACUGGCUUCGCUACACCUGUGGAGCAGUUGGCCUUUCUGCAUGUUCAUUUUGGGUUUUACGGCACAGCAGCUUAAUGGGAAGUUCUGAUAUCGACAACUGGAUACGGACUGCAAAAGAAUCCACUACGGCAUUUUGGGAAGAGCAUGUAGAACUACCUCUUAUAUCUAUUAGGGAUGAGCUUUUUGAGACUUUCCGGAAGAGACACAAGGGAGUUAUGGAAAUGGAAGAAGUGCAAUUGACUGCAAACUCUCUUCACAGGAUGCUGCUAGCUUUCAGCGAACAAACGAAGGGCCAGAAGCUUCCAGAAAAUCUAACAGAUCAAGAAAUGAUGGAAAUAGUAAUGUCCAGAUAUGAGAAGGAGGUUAUGCAUCCACUUCAAAAUCUCAUUGGUGGAGAGCUUGCUCGAGCGAUGCUUAUUCAGAUUCAAAAGCUUAAAUUGGAUCUUGAGACAGCAAUGCUUGAACUGGAUCAAAUUCUUAAAGCAAAUGAGAUCAACUUUGCUGUUCUUGCUGCACUCCCAGCUUUCUUUAUAUCAAUUAUUCUGCUCUACCUUGUAAGGACAUGGGUGCUUCAGGACAAAGGGGAAGAAGGUAGAGGAAGAGUUGCUCGAAUUCGGAGGCGGCUUCUUUUAGUCGAAGUUGAAGAAUGGAUAAUGCAAUUCCAAGUCAGCACGGAACAAGGAAUGGAGGAAGAUGCUGCAUGGAUAUUUGGAAUGAUGAUCUAUAGCCUUGAUCUACUUUGCAAAGCUGUUGAAAAGAAUGCAAAAGAAACUCAUGAAUGGCCAAGGCUGAGACAGGAUAUUAUUAAGCUAAUGAAAACAGAAGUGCAGAUUGAUCACAAACUUGCCGUUAUUUCGCGCAUGGGGAGAAUGUAUGACUGCCUUCUUCCAUACUCAAAACAGCGUUAAUUGGCCCUUUGGCUGUAUUUUGCCGUAGUUUUCUAUAGACAAUGAUCGUGUAAAAUACUCCUUUGUUUUUGUAGUCAUCCGAAGUUUAAAAUUUUGAUUAUCACCGUCUGUUUUGUUUAAUUGGUCCUUAACCACUCAUGUCAAUGCGUUGCUGCACUGAACUAGCAUCAGGAAUAUCAUUUGCCUUCUUUGAUGGUUCCUUUGUUUUAAUUUAUUUGAACAAUUAUAUGGUCA